Sus scrofa (pig) is the source of this 1783-nucleotide messenger RNA. RefSeq names its product interleukin 13 receptor subunit alpha 2 (gene IL13RA2). Gene Ontology annotation, biological process: cytokine-mediated signaling pathway. Gene Ontology annotation, cellular component: membrane; external side of plasma membrane. Gene Ontology annotation, molecular function: protein binding; cytokine receptor activity. The record is from RefSeq and is a predicted model, not a curated record. Lineage: Eukaryota; Metazoa; Chordata; Mammalia; Artiodactyla; Suidae.
GUUAAUAGUUCAUUAACAAGUUUGUUAUGUGUUUGUUCCUGUCUCAGCAUUGUCAAGAGACAAAUCCAGAAACAUCAUGAUGUUACGACAUAACCUUGAAUGCUGACCUGCUUUGAAUGCAAAUUUUCUCAUGACAGUACAUUUGGUGAAUAAAGCAGAGCUCCUCCUACGUAAAGACUUCAGUUCUAAGGUCAUUUGAAAUUCAUUAAGCUAAGAAGCUGUUCAUUGAGAGAGAUUUCAGUGAUAGUGCAGAAGAAUUUGAUUAUAACUGGACACAUUAUUCACUUACAGAAUUUCAUCUGUCCUCUUGAGACCUGCAUUGGUGCUCCCAAGCAUAAUCUCACCCGUGAGCUUGCGUUUGGAAAAUAUAGAAGCCAAGAAGGUGGAGAAUGCAUCAGGAGGUUAUUGCUGUUCAUCAGUCAAGAGACAGUGAUAUUUAAGAUCAGGGUCAUGGCAGUGAAGAAGGAGUGAUAUGGAUGGAUCACAAAGAGUGGAAACUUCAAGGUAUUAAAUCUUAGAGAAAUGGCUUUUAUUCAUGUGAAUAUCAGAUGUCUAUAUACUCUUCUUAUUUGCACAGCAUUUGGCUCUACUUUGUCUUCAAAUGCCGAGAUAAAAGUUAAUCCUCCUCAAGAUUUUGAAAUAGUGGACCCUGGAUAUUUAGGUUAUCUCUAUUUGCAGUGGCAACCUCCACUGUCUCUGGAUAAUUUUAAGGAAUGCACAGUAGAGUAUGAAUUAAAAUACCGAAACAUUGAUAGUGAAAGCUGGAAGACGAUCAUUACUAAGAAUCUACAUUACAAAGAUGGGUUUGAUCUUAACAAAGGUGUUGAAGCAAAAAUACAUACACUUCUGCCAGGGCAAUGCACUAAUGGAUCAGAAGUUCAAAGUUCAUGGUCAGAAACUACUUAUUGGACGUUACCACAAGGAAAUCUGGAAACUAAAAUUCAGGAUAUGGAUUGUGUAUAUUACAACUGGCAGUAUUUACUCUGCUCUUGGAAACCUGGCAUGGGUGUCCAUUUUGAUACCAAUUACAACUUGUUUUACUGGUAUGAGGGCUUGGACCAUGCAUUACAGUGUGCUGAUUAUAUCAAGACUAAUGGAAAAAAUACUGGAUGCAGAUUUCCCUACUUGGAGUCAUCAGACUAUAAAGAUUUCUACAUCUGUGUUAAUGGAUCAUCAGAAUCCCAAUCUAUUCGACCCAGCUAUUUUAUUUUUCAGCUUCAAAAUAUAGUUAAACCUUUGCCACCAGACUACCUUAGUCUUACUGUGAAGAAUUCAGAGGAAGUUAACCUGAAAUGGAGCAUCCCCAGAGGACCUAUUCCAUCACAGUGUUUUAUUUAUGAAAUUGAGUUCACAGAAGAUGAUACUACUUGGGUGACUACCACAGAUGAAAAUGAAAUAUACAUCACAAGAACAUCAAAUGAAAGCCACCGAUUAUGUUUUUCAGUAAGAAGCAAAAUGAAUAUUUAUUGCUCAGAUGAUGGAAUAUGGAGUGAAUGGAGUGAUGAACAAUGCUGGAAAGGUGACAUAUGGAAGGAAACCUUAGUAUUUUUCUUGAUACCAUUUGCUUUUGUGUCAUUGCUUGUUUUGUUAAUAACUUGUCUGCUUUUGUAUAAGCAAAAAAAUUUACUGAAAAUGAUUUUUCAUACAAAAAAAGAAGCCUUUUCUCAUCAGGAUACACUCUGUUGACUCAAUAAAUACCAGUCUUACAGCCAAAUCUCAAACAUGAGUUCUAACCAAACAGAAUUUUUCCUAAAUGUUGAAUAAAUCUUAUUUUAAAAGCAUU